AAUUGAGUAAUUUUAUUAAAAUUUUUUUUAAAUAGGCGUAUGAAUUUAAGUUUAUUAAAUUAAAUAGUACAAUUAUUUGCAAUCUGUAUCGGUUUUGGUCGAGCUGUUUACCAAUCGCUUGUAUGCGUUGCCAGACUAUCGCUAGUGAACUGUAAACAAUACUGCAGUGUUGCCAGAUACAUAUUCAUAAAAUGACUCAGAAGCAGUGUAAAGCUAAAUAAUUUAAUAAUAACAAUAAUAACAAAUUAAUCUUAGCGUUUCGCUAUAAAUCGUUUAAAAUGGGCUUAUUCGGCAAAACCCCCAGCAAGGAUCCCAAAGAGCAGGUGCAAGAAUGGACUCACAAAAUACGGAAAGAGGGCAAUCAGCUCGACAGGCAAAUACGCAGCAUACAACGAGAGGAGGAGAAGGUGAAACGCUCUCUUAAGCAAGCCGCUCAGAAGAAUGAUAGGGACACCUGCAUCAUUCUGGCUAAAGAGAUUGUUAACGCACGCAAAGCAAUCAAUCGUAUUUACACCUCCAAAGCGCACCUCAACUCUGUACAGAUGCAGAUGAAAAACCAAUUGUCCACGUUGCGAGUUGCGGGAUCGCUACAGAAAUCGACUGAAGUCAUGCAGGCCAUGCAGAGUCUGGUACGUUAUCCCGAGUUGGCCGGCAUUAUGCGUGACAUGUCCAAGGAAAUGAUGAAGGCGGGCAUCAUUGAGGAAAUGCUGGACGAAACCAUGGACUCGCUAGAGGACACCGAGGAGUUGGAGGAGCAGGCAGCCAAGGAGGUGGACAAAGUGCUCUGGGAAAUAACAGAUGGCAAAUUGGGCGAGGCGCCAUUGCCACCAGAAGCAACGCCCGCUGAUAAGACGCCGGCGGCAGCUACCGCAGCACGUGUUCCCGUCGAGGUUGCCGACGAUGAAGACGAGGAGGGCGAAGAGCUGCAGGAGAUGCAGAGUCGUCUCGCAUCGUUGCGUUCGUAAAUAAGUUGCCACUUGUGAUUUACAUUUUAGCACGCCCACAAUUAAUCCCAAACUAUUUAAUUCGAAUUCCCGACUCCCGACAGUGAAUCAAAAGAAACCAAAUUAAGUCAGUUCAACUUGUAUUCUAUGAUGUAGAAAGUAUCAAGUAUAUACACAAUGUUUUGGUUCACAUUGUUUUUUGUUCUAACCAUUU
This is a messenger RNA of Drosophila nasuta, 1158 nucleotides long. RefSeq names its product vacuolar protein sorting 24 (gene Vps24). The transcript is spliced from 4 exons. Gene Ontology annotation, biological process: vacuolar transport. Bases 279 to 965 code for a protein of 228 amino acids. The record is from RefSeq and is a predicted model, not a curated record. Lineage: Eukaryota; Metazoa; Arthropoda; Insecta; Diptera; Drosophilidae.